This is a messenger RNA of Fusarium vanettenii 77-13-4, 1122 nucleotides long. RefSeq lists its product as uncharacterized. Gene Ontology annotation, biological process: tetrahydrofolylpolyglutamate biosynthetic process. Gene Ontology annotation, cellular component: mitochondrion; cytoplasm; cytosol. The record is from RefSeq and is a predicted model, not a curated record. Gene Ontology annotation, molecular function: ATP binding; tetrahydrofolylpolyglutamate synthase activity. Bases 1 to 1122 code for a protein of 373 amino acids. NCBI's taxonomy places the organism in Eukaryota, Fungi, Ascomycota, Sordariomycetes, Hypocreales, Nectriaceae. The transcript is spliced from 2 exons.
AUGAGCUCGACAAGCACUGGUCGGUGCCUCAGCACCGCACCUCGCAGCUACAGUGAAGCUCUCGGCCUCCUCUCGCAACUCUACUCCAACCGCCAAAUCACCCAUCUUUUUGAAAAGGCUCCCAGCUCAAGCUCUGCAAAUAAGCCGGCCGAGGACCUCAAUGCCUUGGCCAUCCCGGAAAUGCGCCAAUGGCUCCGCCGCGCAGGUUACGAGCCCAAGGAUCUCGCACGCCUAAGACAUAUACACGUCGCAGGCACAAAGGGGAAAGGCUCCGUGAGUGCUUUCGCCACAGGCAUGCUGCGACAAUAUGAAACAGUUGGGACAUAUACGAGCCCGCAUCUCGUCAGUCCUCGAGAGCGCAUUGCUAUACAGGGCGAGCCGGUCUCCCAGGGCCUGUUCGCUGAGGCCUUCUUCGAGUUGUGGGAGCGACUCUCCGAAAUAGCCAAGAAAGAAGGCAUGGGCACUGCAGAGGCUGAGGGACCAAACUCGAAACCGUUCUUCUUUCGUUUUAUGACCAUACUCGCAUGGCACAUCUUCCUGCGGGAAAAGGUUGAUAGUGUUGUUCUCGAAUGUGGAAUCGGUGGCGAAUACGAUGCCACCAACGUGGUGCCGCCUGAGGCUGUCUCGGUUGCCGUCUUGACGCAGCUGGGUAUCGAUCACGUUGCCAUGCUAGGAGAUACCGUCGAGAAGAUCUCCUGGCACAAGGCUGGUAUCUUCAAGCCCGGCGUGCGUGGUUUCGUCCGCAAGAUAGAGGAGAAGCCUAGCGUGAGGCGUGUCCUGCAAGAGAGAGCGGCGGAGAAAGGUGCCGAGCUCGUCGAGCUAGACGACGCCCUUGUUGAGCAAUGGGGAGGCGUGCCAGGCAGACUCCCCGGAAACUUUCAAAAGUACAACCAAGCACUUGCCGUGCUUGCUGUACGAGAACAUCUAGGUAUGGGAAGUGACCCCAAGACUGCCCUCCUAAACCUCCCAGACAAGAUGGUCCAAGGCCUGAAGGAAGCAAACAUUCGAGGCCGCUGCGAAGUCAUCCAGCAGGGUCACAUCGGAUGGCAUCUGGAUGGCGCGCACACCAAGGACAGCAUGCAAGAGGUUGCAAAGUGGAGAGAGACGCAGCUGAACUCUUGA